This is a messenger RNA of Thermothelomyces thermophilus ATCC 42464, 1623 nucleotides long. Its product is annotated as mandelate racemase-like protein. NCBI's taxonomy places the organism in Eukaryota, Fungi, Ascomycota, Sordariomycetes, Sordariales, Chaetomiaceae. The record is from RefSeq and is a predicted model, not a curated record. Gene Ontology annotation, molecular function: magnesium ion binding; L-fuconate dehydratase activity. The transcript is spliced from 2 exons. Gene Ontology annotation, biological process: carbohydrate catabolic process; amino acid catabolic process. Bases 139 to 1488 code for a protein of 449 amino acids.
ACCAACCCCCUUGCUUUUCUCUUCCUCAACCGUCGAGCGACCUCCCCCCUCCCUCCCUCUUCCUCCCACCCUGAACACUCCUUCCAACAACCUUCGCAUCUUCGCAUUUCCCAGACAAGAGUAGGCAGAGCAGCAGCCAUGGGCGAGAUCACCAUUACCGGGUGGACAACGCGCGAUGUUCGGUUUCCCACCUCGCUGGACAAGACGGGCUCCGACGCCAUGAACGCGGCGGGCGACUACUCGGCCGCCUACUGCAUUCUGGAGACAGAUUCCUCCUACACGGGGCACGGCAUGACCUUCACCAUCGGCCGAGGCAACGACAUUGUGUGCGCGGCCAUCAACCACGUUGCCGAGCGCAUCAAAGGCCGCACGCUCUCGAGCCUGGUGGCGCACUGGGGCCGGACGUGGCGCCACCUGGUCAACGACAGCCAGCUCCGCUGGAUCGGUCCGGAGAAGGGCGUCAUCCACCUGGCCCUGGGCGCCGUUGUCAACGCGCUUUGGGACCUUUGGGCCAAGACGCUCAACAAGCCCGUCUGGCGCAUCGUGGCCGACAUGACACCCCAACAGUUCGUCGACUGUAUCGACUUCCGCUACAUCACCGACGCCAUCACGCCCGAAGAAGCCCUCGCCAUGCUGACCGAGUCGGAGGCGGGCAAGGCCGAGCGCAUCCGCGACGCCGAGAACAACCGGGCCGUGCCGGCUUACACCACCAGCGCCGGCUGGCUCGGCUACGGUGAGGACAAGAUGCGCGCCCUGCUGCAAGACACGCUCGCCAAGGGGUACCGCCACUUCAAGCUCAAGGUCGGCGGCAACGUCGAGGCCGACCGUCGGCGGCUGACCAUCGCGCGCGAAAUCAUCGGCUACGACCGCGGCAACGUGCUCAUGGUGGACGCCAACCAGGUCUGGUCGGUGCCCGAGGCCAUCGAGUACAUGAAGCAGCUGGCCGAGUUCCGGCCCUGGUUCAUCGAGGAGCCGACGUCGCCCGACGACGUGCUGGGCCACAAGGCGGUGCGCGAGGCGCUGCGGCCCUACGGCAUCGGCGUGGCCACGGGCGAGAUGUGCCAGAACCGCGUCGUCUUCAAGCAGCUGCUCAUGGCCGGCGCCAUCGACGUGUGCCAGAUCGACGCCUGCCGCCUGGGCGGCGUCAACGAGGUCCUCGCCGUCCUGCUCAUGGCCAAGAAGUUCGGCGUCCCCGUCGUGCCGCACUCGGGCGGCGUCGGCCUGCCCGAGUACACCCAGCACCUCAGCACCAUCGACUACGUCGUCGUCAGCGGCAAGCGGUCCGUGCUCGAGUACGUCGACCACCUACAUGAGCAUUUCCGCCACCCUUCCGUCAUCAAGGACGGCUUCUACCAGACGCCGACCGAGCCCGGGUACAGCGUCGAGAUGAAGCCUGAGAGCAUGGACCGGUUCGAGUUCCCCGGCGGCGAGGGCAGCUGGUGGAGGAGCGAAGAAGCGAGACCGAUAUUGGAAGGCGAGAAGAUAUAGAGCGGGGUGGGCUUGUUUUCAGUUGUUCCGGGGUUUGCUGAUUGCUUGUAUCUCCUUUACUUACUCUCGUGAGCAUUAUAGAUAUCUAGGGGUGGGAAAGGCAAAAAGAGACAACCUGUACGGCAUCUCAGGUGC